This is a messenger RNA of Lagenorhynchus albirostris (white-beaked dolphin), 3650 nucleotides long. RefSeq names its product protocadherin 10 (gene PCDH10). Gene Ontology annotation, cellular component: plasma membrane. The transcript is spliced from 5 exons. Gene Ontology annotation, biological process: homophilic cell-cell adhesion. NCBI's taxonomy places the organism in Eukaryota, Metazoa, Chordata, Mammalia, Artiodactyla, Delphinidae. The coding region runs from base 1 to 3108 and encodes 1035 amino acids. Gene Ontology annotation, molecular function: calcium ion binding. The record is from RefSeq and is a predicted model, not a curated record.
AUGAUUGUGCUAUUAUUCUUCGCCUUGCUCUGGAUGGUGGAAGGAGUCUUUUCCCAGCUUCACUACACGGUCCAGGAGGAGCAGGAACAUGGCACUUUCGUGGGGAAUAUCGCUGAAGAUCUGGGCUUGGACAUUACAAAACUUUCGGCUCGCGGGUUUCAAACGGCGCCCAACUCUCGAACCCCUUACUUGGACCUCAACCUGGAGACCGGGGUGCUGUACGUGAACGAGAAGAUUGACCGCGAGCAAAUCUGCAAGCAGAGCCCCUCCUGCGUCCUGCACCUGGAGGUCUUCCUGGAAAACCCCCUGGAGCUGUUCCGGGUGGAGAUCGAGGUGUUGGACAUCAAUGACAACCCCCCCUCCUUCCCGGAGCCGGACCUGACCGUGGAGAUCUCUGAGAGCGCCACGCCGGGCACCCGCUUCCCCUUGGAGAGCGCAUUCGACCCAGACGUGGGCACCAAUUCCUUGCGCGACUACGAGAUCACUCCCAACAGCUACUUCUCCCUGGACGUGCAGACCCAGGGGGAUGGCAACCGAUUCGCCGAGCUGGUGCUGGAGAAGCCGCUGGACCGAGAGCAGCAAGCGGUGCACCGCUACGUGCUGACCGCGGUGGACGGGGGAGGAGGGGCCGGAGGAGGCGGAGCGGGAGGGGGCCUGCUCCCCCAACAGCAGCGCACCGGCACGGCCCUACUCACUAUCCGAGUGCUGGACUCCAACGACAAUGUGCCCGCCUUCGACCAACCCGUCUACACUGUGUCCCUCCCAGAGAACUCGCCGCCGGGCACGCUCGUGAUCCAGCUUAACGCCACGGACCCAGAUGAGGGCCAGAAUGGCGAGGUCGUGUAUUCCUUCAGCAGCCACAUUUCGCCCCGGGCGCGGGAGCUCUUCGGACUCUCUCCUCGCACUGGCCGACUGGAGGUGAGCGGCGAGCUGGACUACGAAGAGAGCCCGGUGUACCAAGUGUACGUACAAGCCAAGGACCUGGGCCCCAACGCCGUGCCCGCGCACUGCAAGGUGAUCGUGAGAGUGCUGGAUGCUAACGACAACGCGCCGGAGAUCAGCUUCAGCACCGUGAAGGAGGCGGUGAGCGAGGGCGCGGCGCCCGGCACGGUGGUGGCCUUGUUCAGCGUGACCGACCGCGACUCAGAGGAGAAUGGACAGGUGCAGUGCGAGCUGCUGGGGGAUGUGCCGUUCCGCCUCAAGUCUUCCUUCAAAAACUACUAUACCAUCGUGACCGAGGCCCCUCUGGACCGAGAGGCGGGGGACUCCUACACCCUGACCGUGGUGGCUCGGGACCAGGGCGAGCCUGCGCUCUCCACCAGCAAGUCGAUCCAGGUGCAGGUGUCCGAUGUGAACGACAACGCACCGCGAUUCAGCCAGCCGGUCUACGACGUGUAUGUGACCGAAAACAAUGUGCCGGGCGCCUACAUCUACGCGGUGAGCGCCACAGACCGUGACGAGGGCGCCAACGCCCAGCUAGCCUACUCUAUCCUCGAGUGCCAGAUCCAGGGCAUGAGCGUCUUCACUUACGUAUCCAUCAACUCCGAGAACGGCUACUUGUACGCCCUGCGCUCCUUCGACCACGAGCAGCUCAAGGACUUCAGCUUCCAGGUGGAAGCCCGGGACGCCGGCAGCCCCCAGGCGCUGGCUGGCAACGCCACUGUCAACAUCCUCAUCGUGGAUCAGAACGACAACGCCCCUGCCAUAGUGGCGCCCCUUCCGGGGCGCAACGGGACUCCGGCGCGCGAGGUGCUGCCCCGCUCGGCGGAGCCCGGUUACCUGCUGACCCGCGUAGCCGCGGUGGACGCGGACGACGGCGAGAACGCCCGGCUCACCUACAGCAUUGUGCGGGGUAACGAAAUGAACCUCUUCCGCAUGGAUUGGCGCACCGGGGAGCUCCGCACGGCGCGCCGGGUGCCGGCCAAGCGCGACCCCCAGCGGCCUUACGAGCUGGUGAUCGAGGUGCGCGACCACGGGCAACCUCCCCUGUCCUCCACCGCCACCCUGGUGGUGCAGCUGGUGGAUGGCGCUGUCGAGCCCCAGGGCGGGGGCGGGGGCGGGGGCGGGGGGUCAGGGGAGCACCAGCGCCCCAGCCGCUCCGGCGGCGGGGAGACCUCGCUGGACCUCACCCUCAUCCUCAUCAUCGCGCUGGGCUCGGUGUCCUUCAUCUUCCUGCUGGCCAUGAUCGUGCUUGCCGUGCGUUGCCAAAAAGAGAAGAAGCUCAACAUCUACACGUGUCUGGCCAGCGACUGCUGCCUCUGCUGCUGCUGCUGCAGCGGUGGCGGCUCGACCUGCUGCGGCCGCCAAGCCCGGGCGCGCAAGAAGAAACUCAGCAAGUCGGACAUCAUGCUGGUGCAAAGCUCCAACGUACCCAGUAACCCGGCCCAAGUGCCGGUGGAGGAGUCCGGGGGCUUUGGCUCCCAUCACCACAACCAGAAUUACUGCUACCAGGUCUGCCUGACCCCCGAGUCCGCCAAGACCGACCUGAUGUUCCUUAAACCCUGCAGCCCUUCGCGGAGUACGGACACUGAGCACAACCCUUGCGGGGCCAUCGUCACCGGCUACACAGACCAGCAGCCCGACAUCAUCUCCAACGGAAGCAUUUUGUCCAACGAGACUAAACACCAGCGAGCAGAGCUCAGCUAUCUAGUUGACAGACCUCGCCGAGUUAACAGUUCUGCAUUCCAGGAAGCCGACAUAGUAAGCUCUAAGGACAGUGGCCAUGGAGACAGCGAACAGGGAGAUAGUGAUCACGAUGCCACCAACCGCGGCCAGUCAGCUGGUAUGGAUCUCUUCUCCAACUGCACCGAGGAAUGUAAAGCCCUGGGCCACUCAGAUCGGUGCUGGAUGCCUUCAUUUGUCCCUUCUGAUGGACGCCAGGCUGCUGAUUAUCGUAGCAAUCUGCAUGUUCCUGGCAUGGACUCUGUUCCAGACACUGAGGUGUUUGAAACUCCAGAAGCCCAGCCUGGGGCGGAGAGGUCCUUCUCCACCUUCGGCAAAGAGAAGGCCCUUCACAGCACCCUGGAGAGGAAAGAGCUGGAUGGACUGCUGUCUAAUACACGAGCGCCUUACAAACCACCAUAUUUGACACGGAAAAGGAUAUGCUAGUCAAUUCUACAGGACUUACCUGAAGCAGCAUGAUUUGCACAAAGUCGACCAACAAAAGCAUCAACUUUUCAACUUCAUUAUCUUGGCCAUCCAGUUAGUUGUGUGUAACUGAGUAUUAGAUUGCCAGCGGAGUCAUUACGGCCAAUUAUAGGACCUAAUUGCUCUCAGCAGGCCUGAGAAAUGAGUUGAAAUGUGCAGAACUGUAGAAACUUUAGGCAACUGAUUUUGCCUCUCCGAUCAGUGUGUGCCUGUUUACAGCACUAUAUAUCUUUCUCUCUCCAAAUGUCACUGAGCCCUUUAGAUGUUUAUAUUCACCACGAGAAGCCAGUUAUAAAGAUAAAGGAAAUUUGUGCAUUAUAAAUGCAAUAUCACUGUUUUAAACUUGACUGUUUUAUAUUAUUUUUGUGUGAUCAAGUGUUCCCCAAACUAUUCCAACUUUACAAGAGAGAUUGUGAUUAUGUUCUUUUCACCUGUGGGUUAUAAAAAAUGUUGUAUUCUGAAGACCCACAAAAUAUCAAAGACAUUCUGUAGUUUAUACACCG